AGUAGAGCAUUGAUGACCUGACCUUGGUUACUAAUACAUAAGCUAAUAUAACCGGCGAUGCGUUCGGUCAAUGUGUGAAUGUUGAAAUAGUCGCUUGAGGAUGUACUUACUGCAUUUAACUUAACAUUCUAAAACAACAGGAUUUUCAUUGUGCAUGUGUUUAGCAGGAAAGAAGGCCAACUGAGCGUGCAAUUUUACAUUUAGGAAGUAGUGUAUUAGUUCACGCCCAGACGAUUACCAAGUGAUAAGGUGCUACUUUACAACAAUAUGAUGUCCGAAAGUCAAACAAAGAACAGUUCUGGCGAUCAGAAACAAAAUCAGUCUCUGCUGACGGUUCUUAACAAAUUUGUCCAAGCAGUGAAUAUCAUGGACGAAACGGUGAUGAUUCCUAGCCGGUUGAAAGACAUGGAAAUUGGAUGUAUGACAGAAAAUCCAGAGAUCUUGGAGGAAAAUAAUAAUAUGGCACUCAUAAAUACCAUGAGGCCAGAAACAGACUUGUACAGUUUCUUCAAGUUAUUGAAUACCAUUAAAAAGGAAAUUAUCAGUGGAAAUUCUGGAGAAGAGGAAAAAAGUGUGACGUCAUCGGAUUCCGAAGAUGAUACUGCAAAUGAUUCUUCUAAGAAGACCGCGGAUCUGUUCCGUCAUCAUUUACAGGGACUGUUCACCGUCAUGAAUCAGCUGACGGACACGGCAAAAGUGCUGACGGACAAAUAUGAGUCCGAAUUUCUAGGGGAUGGUCCCAGUAGAUCUAUAACAUCUUUUGCAAUUUGAUGAAGUACAUUGUUGACCGUUGGGUCAUUGAUAUGCAAUGAGUGUGACUCUGCUCAAAUUCUAUUGGUGCACGACUUGUGUUCAUUGUACGAUGGGAUGGGUCUUUGUGGUUAUAUUUUUAGGAUUGCAUCACUCGUCCAAGUACCGUGAAGUGUGAAGAAAACAACCUAAAUUUAUGUGCAUAUAUUUUCUUAUUUAUUUCAUUAUCUCAUCAUAUACCUUUGCAAACAUGAUAAUUUUGCAAAAUACACAUGUGUUUUCGACCUUUCGUUAAUUUACUUUUAAGUGAAUAAACUAUAAAUUAGUAAA
This is a messenger RNA of Ostrea edulis (European flat oyster), 1080 nucleotides long. RefSeq names its product mid1-interacting protein 1A-like. Gene Ontology annotation, cellular component: cytosol. Gene Ontology annotation, biological process: regulation of lipid biosynthetic process. The record is from RefSeq and is a predicted model, not a curated record. Lineage: Eukaryota; Metazoa; Mollusca; Bivalvia; Ostreida; Ostreidae. Bases 268 to 771 code for a protein of 167 amino acids. The transcript has a single exon.